GCACCCCCCGGCCGCCCGCUCGGUAUUAUGAUUAGCGCUGGGUGCGGGGUUCCGGCGGCCGGGAGGGAGUUGUCGACGCCGCGGCCGCUGCGGACGGACGCCCGCCUGCCGGCUGAGGUGUCCAUUGCAGUGCUGACAAUGAAGGCCUUAUUUCCAGCAGAGCUGCUCAUAUGAGAAGACCCUCUCAAGCACUUUAAGUAUCUUUCCCUUCGUCACACCAGCAUGGCGGGGUUCAAGCGAGGAUAUGAUGGGAAAAUCGCUGGAUUAUAUGAUCUGGAUAAAACCUUGGGUCGAGGCCAUUUUGCAGUGGUUAAACUUGCUAGGCAUGUCUUUACAGGUGAAAAGGUGGCAGUCAAAGUUAUCGACAAGACGAAGCUCGACACUCUAGCCACUGGCCAUCUUUUCCAGGAAGUACGGUGCAUGAAGCUAGUGCAGCACCCCAACAUCGUGCGUCUCUAUGAAGUCAUAGAUACCCAGACCAAACUGUACCUCAUUCUAGAGCUUGGAGAUGGAGGAGAUAUGUUUGAUUACAUAAUGAAACAUGAGGAGGGUCUUAAUGAAGACUUGGCCAAGAAGUACUUUGCUCAGAUAGUUCAUGCGAUAUCUUACUGCCAUAAACUCCAUGUGGUUCACAGAGACCUGAAACCAGAGAAUGUGGUCUUUUUUGAAAAACAAGGUCUUGUGAAGUUGACAGACUUUGGCUUCAGCAACAAAUUUCAGCCUGGAAAGAAGCUCACUACCAGCUGUGGGUCUCUUGCGUACUCUGCGCCGGAAAUCCUGCUUGGCGAUGAAUACGAUGCCCCUGCAGUAGACAUAUGGAGCCUGGGUGUGAUCCUUUUCAUGCUGGUGUGUGGGCAGCCGCCCUUCCAAGAGGCCAACGACAGCGAGACGCUGACCAUGAUCAUGGACUGCAAGUACACCGUGCCGCCCCGAGUGUCUGCCGGGUGCAGGGACCUCAUCACACGGAUGCUGCAGAGAGACCCCAAAAGGAGGGCGUCUCUGGAAGAGAUUGAAAGCCACCCUUGGCUCCAGGGAGUGGACCCGUCUCCAGCUACGAAGUACAACAUCCCCCUCGUGUCCUACAAGAACCUCUCUGAGGAGGAGCACAACAGCAUCAUCCAGCGCAUGGUGCUCGGGGACAUCGCGGACCGGGACGCCAUUGUAGAGGCCCUGGAGACCGACAGGUACAACCACAUCACCGCCACCUACUUCUUACUCGCCGAGAGGAUCCUGAGAGAAAAGCAAGAGAAGGAAAUACAGACCAGGUCUGCCAGCCCCAGCAACAUCAAGGCCCAGUUCAGGCAGUCGUGGCCAACCAAAAUCGAUGUGCCCCAGGACCUUGAGGAUGACCUCACCGCCACGCCGCUGUCGCACGCCGCCGUGCCGCAGCCUCCCGCGCGAGCGGACGGCGUCCUCAACGGCCACCGCGGCAAGGGCCUGUGUGACCCGGGCCGGAAGGACGAGCUGGCCGAGCCUCCCGGGCCCGCGCUGUCCGCCGGGCCCCCCGCCGGCCUGCAGCCCGCCGGCGGCCGCAAGUGCCUGUUCCGCGUGGAGGAGGACGAGGAGGAGGACGAGGAGGAGCGCAGGCCCGCGGCCGUGUCCGCGCAGGUGGUGCUGCGCCGGAAGCCGUCCGUCACCAACCGCCUGACGUCGCGCAAGAGCGCCCCGGUGCUCAACCAGAUCUUCGAGGAGGGCGAGUCGGAGGACGAGUUCGACAUGGACGAGAACCUGCCGCCCAAGCUGAGCCGCCUCAAGAUGAACAUGGCGUCGCCGGGCACGGUGCACAAGCGCUACCACCGCAGGAAAAGCCAGGGCCGCGGCUCCAGCUGCAGCAGCUCCGAGACCAGCGACGACGACUCCGAGAGCCGCCGGCGGCUGGACAAGGACGGCGGCUUCGCGCCCCCAUGGCACCGGCGCGACAGCAGCGAGGGCCCGCCCGGCGGCGAGGGCGACGGCGGCGGCCAGGGCAAGCCGAGCGGCGGCGGCGCGUCGGGCGCGGGCGGCUCGGCGCGGCGCUGCGCGGGCCCGGGCGCCUGCUCCCCCGCCUCGGCCGGCCCGCGGGGCGCCGAGCUGGUGCAGAGCCUCAAGCUGGUGGGCCUGUGCCUGGGCUCGCAGCUGCACGGAGCCAAGUACCUGCUGGACCCGCAGAAGGCGCUGUUCUCCAGCGUGAAGGUGCAGGAGAAGUCGGCCUGGAAGAUGUGCAUCAGCGCGCCCGGGCCCGCCGCCGAGCCCGCCCCGCUGCGGACCGGCAAGCUGCGCGCCGGCGUGCUGCAGCUGCCGCUGUGCGAGAAGACCAUCUCCGUGAACAUCCAGCGCAGCCGCAAGGACGGGCUGCUCUGUGCCCCCGGCCCCGCCAGCUGCUGCCACGUCAUCUGACCCGCCGCGCCCCGCAUGGCCCCGUGCAUGUGCUACACGCCGCUUUCCUGUUCCAGCCAAGUACUGUGGUUCUACAUCCAUGAUCUCCAGUGUGGGUGAGCAGAUGGACCCAGCGGGGCGCCCAGAGGCCCGGAGGGGACGUGUCCGUGUGCAAAGCCCAGAUUCCUGCCCCACUCCCGUGCCCCGAGGCCCGCUGGUGCGCGAGACGGACCCAGAGCAAUAACGCGCUGCCACAGGCUGGAGGAGCCGCUGCGCCACCAGGGCCUGUGCGUCUUAAGCGGUGGUAUGAAACAGUUGGGGUGCGUGUGUCGUGUUUUCGUUGACAAAGCUUUCCUGUUCUAGCCGAGAUCAGCUACCAGCUGAGGCGGCUCCGCCGUUACAAGGAGACAAUCUCGUGCCUGUGUGCCCGAAGAGCAUCGCCCGUCUCCCCUUCAGGCCUGUGUGGACGGGACGCCGGAGGGCCAGCGGCACUAGCCCUGUCACGUGGUGGCCGCAUGCUGGACUGACUUGUGGGUUGACGAGAAGCUCGGGCCUCGGUGGCCUCUGCUUUCGCCUUCCUGGCCAGUGGCUCCUGGGAGGAGCGGGGAAGGGGGUGCGGGGGUGCUCAGAGCCCAGCCCGACCUCCCUGUGCACGGCUCCACACGGAUGACCAUCCCAGCACCUCUUCUCCCUGCGACCCCCCUUACCGCCCCCCCACCGCUGUCCUUCCUGUCCUGUUCUCCCUAACCGGGACCCCCUGACCCUAUCGCUGUCCUCCCUACCCCCCCCCCCCCCCCCCCACUGCCAUCCUCCCUGCCCAUGCUCCAUCAUCCCCUGCUCUCCUCCCUGAGCUGGGGAGCCCGGACACUGGCUUUCCACAUGUGGACCUGUGGGUGUGCACGUGGCCCUCUCUUCAGCGGCCUCUCCUGGCUGGAGCGACCGCAGCAGCACAGCUGAGCGGGUAACUGGGAGCAGCAGGGUGCAGCCAGCCGUGAGUGCUCGCUCGCUCGCUCGCUGCUGCUGCUUUAGGGUUCGGGUGCACAAGCUUCACAGCGUAACUGCUGAGUAAACACUACUCACCGUGCUUCCUAGAGCUAGAGCUAGGCCAAGUGCUUGUGCUUCCGCUGCAGUCCUGCUCAGUGGGACGCCACGCACGGAGAGCUGCAAGGACAGACGGGGGGAAGCCAUAGAGCACGUUUGCUUGAAACUCUUAAGCAGGGAUCUUCCAAGGGCCAGGAACCGGCCGGCGCGCAUCUCCCACGGCCACCUGUGGGAGCCGGAGCCGUGAAGGGGCGUGCAGUGAGCUGCCGCAGCUGCUCCCAGCGGUGUACAUAGUGUUGCGUGGUCCCGCCCCGGAGGCGCCUGUGAGCUCGGCCGUCCGCGUCUGGUCCAGUGGUUUUCUAUUCAGGUGUACAUACGGUGCUCACCUUAGGUCAGCAGCGUCGGCCACUAUGCUGCAGAGCUGUGUCAGAGCCUUAUUAGUUGUGUGUGGUUGCUGACCCUCUGGGUACACACGUGUCUGUCGAGUGCUGUCUGGCCCAUUUGUUGACAAGUGGACGUCUGUGCAUGUGUCAUAUGUCAUGGGAUGUCGUCACGGGCGGGAGCAGAACGCCAUCACACCAAUAGUGGACCAAACUACUCCCUUGCUCUAACAGUGACUUGUCCCCUAACCCGUCCUCAGAAGUCACAUAGAGUGACAGUAGUGGACAAAUUAAAUAUUGUGGGAAAGCUAGUCUUGUAUUUUUCUGUGUGUGUAUAUAUAUAAUUAUGUACUUCGGAAUUCUAUCUGUAUUUAAAGACGUGACAAUCUUGACACCGAUUUUAACAGUCGUGAGACUGAACAGAGAUGUCCUGUGAGCCAGAGUCGGUGUGUGCCGAGAACACAUGCGUCAGCUGAUUGGCCAGUUGCCUCACAUCCUGGCCGGUCUCUCCCCUGUGUGAACACCGACAGGUGUGUGACAGACAGGAAGUAAUCCAAUAAUAAAGUGACAUACCGGUGUUCAGCAAUAGAA
Psammomys obesus (fat sand rat) is the source of this 4367-nucleotide messenger RNA. RefSeq names its product SNF related kinase (gene Snrk). Gene Ontology annotation, molecular function: protein serine/threonine kinase activity; ATP binding; tau-protein kinase activity. The record is from RefSeq and is a predicted model, not a curated record. Lineage: Eukaryota; Metazoa; Chordata; Mammalia; Rodentia; Muridae. Gene Ontology annotation, cellular component: cytoplasm. Gene Ontology annotation, biological process: protein phosphorylation; microtubule cytoskeleton organization; intracellular signal transduction. Bases 223 to 2376 code for a protein of 717 amino acids. The transcript has 7 exons.